Molecule: messenger RNA, 1090 nt
Organism: Daucus carota subsp. sativus
Lineage: Eukaryota; Viridiplantae; Streptophyta; Magnoliopsida; Apiales; Apiaceae
Exons: 8
Coding region: 168-713 (181 amino acids)
Biological process (GO): P450-containing electron transport chain
Cellular component (GO): mitochondrion
Molecular function (GO): 2 iron, 2 sulfur cluster binding
Source: RefSeq, a predicted model, not a curated record
CUUUAGCGGACUACCGCAAAAAUCUUGUAAACACUCUGGGCAAAAAAAACACACACAAACACACACUCUCUUCAGGGUUUGCCGCUAUUCAUUCUUCCUCUCAAUUCUCACUCCGGCUUUCUGUAUCUGAAGGUUAUAUAGCAAGCGUGCACUUGCAAGUUGCAACCAUGUUCAUUUCAAAGUUCUCUCAGCUAGGAGCUCGGGUAGUCAAGCAUCUGACAAGAGAGCCCUCGGUAUCUGUAUUAAGAUCACCAUAUCUGUACGCUGUCCGACAUCGGAAUUUGCAAUCCCUGAUGCAUGAACGAUUCUUUUCCACAGCUGAUAAAGGUGAGGAGGAAGGGUGUAAAGAAAAUCAAAAAAUUUCUGUGACAUUUGUUGGCGAUGGAGGAGAGGAGACGACCAUCAAGGUCCCUGUUGGCAUGUCUAUGUUAGAAGCUGCCCAUGAAAAUGACAUAGAGCUUGAAGGAGCUUGUGAAGGAUCGCUAGCUUGUUCCACUUGUCAUGUAAUUGUGAUGGAUAUGGAGUACUACAACAAAUUAGAAGAUCCGACUGACGAGGAGAAUGACAUGCUAGACCUGGCUUUUGGUCUCACAGAAACGUCUCGACUGGGUUGUCAAGUCAUUGCAAGUCCUGAACUUGAUGGACUUCGUUUAGCACUGCCUGCUGCAACACGAAAUUUUGCUGUUGAUGGAUAUAAACCAAAACCGCACUAAAGGUUUACUGGAAAGAGAGCCUUUAGCUAUUGAUGACAGUCGAGGGCGUGAGUUUGCCAAUUUUGUAGCAGUCCCAUUACUUACAGAUUUAAGGGUCAUGUAUGUUAAAGCUGCGGAUGCCGAACCACAAAUUUAUAAAUUAACUGGAAUAUGUUCUUGGUUUUUAAUUCAUAUACAGGUGGAGCUUGUAUGUAUUUGGGUACACCAAUCUACGUCCUGCCUUAAAGGCCUAUUCAAUCGUUCUCGACAACUGCGAUGUAAUAAUUCAGCUAGUAGUAAAAUAAUUCACACUUGUUCUUGUGACAAAAUAGCCAGAAUUCGGUUAUUGUUAUCUUUAUUCUUGUUUUUGAAGUCACAAGGAUCAUGUUUUGACCCAA